AUGCCACCAAAACGUAAAGCCAGUAUCCCACCCAAUGCAGCAUCUGCAAGAAACUACACCGAUGUAUCCGGCGAUGCACCCAACAAGCGCUCGCGCAUUGCUAAACCCCUUUCGAAAGCCUUCGCAGACAGCGCGCCACCGAUAGAUUCGAUAGCGAGAAAUACUGAGAAUGGAGCGCCUGGGGAGGCAGUAAAGAAAGAAGAAGAAGAAGAAGAAGAAGAAGAAGAAGAAGAAGAAGAAGAAGAAGAAGAAGAAGAAGAAGAAGGUGAAGGCGAAUUUGAUCAUUCGCGGCCAGAAGAGCGAGCAGGGAUAGUUGACAGACGAUACUACCCUGCUGAGAUGAGCAAUGAGCGAUGCGCCCUGUACAAUGCAAACGAGAUACCGCGGCCCAUCGAAAUACUGGCAAAGACGCUAGAGAGCACAAAAGAUAGGCGCAUGGCUAUCCGGGAAGCAAACAAGGCGCAAUUUGGCGAUGCCGUGGUUCACUGGUUCAAGAGGGAUUUGCGGAUACGGGAUAAUACAGGCUUAUCGCAGGCUGCCCAGUUGGCCAAAGCGAAGGGUGUGGGUGUAAUAGGUGUCUGGUUCAUGAGCCCACAAGACUGGGAAGCUCAUCUGGUCAGCCCACCCAAGUGUGAUUUCGAACUGCGUUCGGUCGAAUCACUGAAACAGGAGCUCGAAGAAUUCGACAUUCCGCUAUAUGUUGAGACAAUUGCGGAGAGGAAGAACGUGACAAAGCGACUGGUGGAGCUGGCUGAGAGCUGGAAUGCAAAGAACGUAUUUUGCAACCUGGAAUAUGAACCCGACGAGCUGCGGCGAGAAGAGCGUUUAGUACGUAAGAUGCUGGAGAAAGGUAUCAACUUCGACCCACAACACGAUGAUUGUGUUGUGCCGCCCGGAAGUCUCAAGACAGGAGGUGGGAAACAAUACGCCGUGUACAGCCCCUGGUAUCGGGCAUGGGUUGCGUAUCUACACGCGCACCCGCAUCUCUUGAAUGAGCGACCGAUACCUGAACGUAAUUCUCCAAAUUUCCGCCAAAAGUUCACCCAGCUCUUUGACUCGAAAGUCCCCGACCUCCCCGAUUGCAAGUCGUUGACACAAGAAGAAAAAGAACGCUUCCACCGCCUGUGGCCCGCAGGCGAGGCCGCCGCCAUUGACCGCCUCGAACGCUUUUUAAUCGAAAAGAUCGGCAAAUACAAGGAUACUCGUAACUUCCCCGCGAAGAACAGCACGGGACGCGUGAGCGUACAUCACGCCGCUGGCACGCUAGCAGCCCGAACCAGUGUACGUAUGGCAAGAGAUGUCAAUAGCGCGAAAAAGCUCGAUGGUGGGAAGGAUGGUGUCAAAGGUUGGAUUGGAGAAGUUGCAUGGCGUGAUUUUUAUCGACAUGUGCUUGUACACUGGCCAUACGUCUGUUUCCUCAGCAUGAACAAGCCCUUCAAGUUCGAAUACACGAACAUUGAAUGGGAAUACAAUGACGCCCACUUCCAGGCUUGGACUCAAGGCCGCACAGGCUACCCAAUCGUUGACGCAGCAAUGCGUUGCAUGAAUCACACCGGCUACAUGCACAACCGCCUUCGCAUGAUCGCAGCUUCCUUCCUUGCAAAGCACCUCCUGCUGGACUGGCGUCUUGGUGAACAAUACUUUCUCACACAUCUCAUUGAUGGCGACUUCUCGUCGAAUAACGGCGGCUGGGGCUUCAGUGCAUCGACUGGCGUAGAUCCCCAACCAUACUUUCGAAUCUUCAACCCAUGGACGCAGUCCGAGAGGUUUGACGAGGAGGGAGAGUUCAUCAAAUUGUGGGUUCCAGAACUUGAAGAGAUAGAGGGGCCGGCCAUACAUAACCCUUAUGGUGCGGGUGGGAAGGCGGCACAAGCCGCAAAGUCGAAAGGCUACCCUGAGCCAGUAGUUGAGCAUAAAUUUGCUAGAGAAAGGUGUCUGGCACGGUACAAGGCAGGCAUCGGAAGGGAGACUGCGUGA
Molecule: messenger RNA, 1977 nt
Organism: Alternaria postmessia
Lineage: Eukaryota; Fungi; Ascomycota; Dothideomycetes; Pleosporales; Pleosporaceae
Exons: 2
Coding region: 1-1977 (658 amino acids)
Biological process (GO): circadian regulation of gene expression; entrainment of circadian clock by photoperiod
Cellular component (GO): nucleus; cytoplasm
Molecular function (GO): DNA binding; FAD binding
Source: RefSeq, a predicted model, not a curated record